Closterium sp. NIES-67 is the source of this 1461-nucleotide messenger RNA. The record is from the annotation of a GenBank genome assembly. NCBI's taxonomy places the organism in Eukaryota, Viridiplantae, Streptophyta, Zygnematophyceae, Desmidiales, Closteriaceae.
UCUACUGUAACAGCUGCAAAUUGGUUGGGAACAACCAAGCUAGGUUGGCAAGGGUGGCCAACUUGGAUGGAUUGGUUGGGAAGGGACAAAUGUCAAAGUUGGGGUUCCUAUAGGGAGGGAAUCUUUGUGCUUAUGGGGUUUCCUUGGUUGGGGACUCUCUUGGGACCUUCCCUCUCGUCCCUCUCUUUCUAUCCCAACCUUUCUCUUGCUCCUCCAAUUCCUUCAAGCUGCGUUCGAGGCAUUAAAAACUCUUUUAAUGUCGCCACCAGUACUUCGCAUCGCUAACCCGGAAUGGCCCUUCGAAGUCAUCACCGACGCAAGUGACAUCGCCAUCAGAGCAGUGCUCAUGCAAGAUUUUGGCAAUGGUCUUCAACCAAUCACAUACGAGUCUCGGAAAAUGCAAUCUGCUGAGCACAACUACCCGGUACACGAUAAGGAGAUGCUGGCGAUUGUCCACGCGUUCAAAAUCUGGAGGUGCUACCUGACUGGCGCAGACGUGACGGUGCGAACCGAUGAUAAAUCUCUACAGUACCUGAGGGCGCAACCGAAUCUCAACCCGCGGCAGAUACGCUGGCUGGACUAUCUAGAGUCCAACUUCACAUACAGUUCACGUACAAAAAGGGCGCCAACAAUAUUGCCGAUGCCCUCUCCAGACCGUCUGCCCAACUCGCAGCACGGGACGGAUCGAAUUUGGGUCCCAAGUUAUCGUCUACUCCGUGAAUUACUAAUUCAAGAAGUCCACGAUUCGAAUUUAUCGGGACAUUUCGGGGUUGAUGAAACUCUGAAGGCGUUGCAGCGGUUUUAUUACUUGCCAGAUAUGGUGACGGACGUGCAGCGUUACGUGGCCGCGUGUCCGAUCUGCCAGCGAAUGAAAUCAUCACAUCAGAGACCGACAGGACUGUUGCAGCCCUUCGAGCCACCUCAACGCCCAUGGCAACACGUGACGAUGGAUUUCGUCACAGGUCUGCCGGCUCUAUCUAGCGGAAACGACGCAGUAUUGGCUGUCGUCCAUCGAUUGACGAAAAUGGAGCAUUUUGCACCAUGUCGUACAACCAUCAUAGCCGAAGAAACCGCGCGACUGUUCAUCUCGACUGUUGUUCACCUAUACGGGAUACCAGCAGCAAUCAUCAGCGAUCGGGAUACGAAGUUCACGUCGAAAUUUUGGCAGGACACGUGGGCUCGGUAUGGCACGCGCCUGCAAUUCUCAUCCACUUAUCAUCCCCAAACGGACGGUCAGACAGAAAGAACAAACCAAACGAUGGAACAGCUGAUUCGGACAAACUGCCCCGACCGAAACAAAUGGGAGGACGUGCUUCCCAUGUUGGAAUUCUCCUACAACAACGCGCCCUCAGCUACGACUAAUCACUCCCCGUUUUACCUCAAUUAUGGGAUGGACCCCAUAGUACCUAUCUCUACCAACGUUGAGAGUCAAUGAUUGGCCCCGGAUAUACGGCCACCAGC